Paramecium pentaurelia is the source of this 1385-nucleotide messenger RNA. NCBI's taxonomy places the organism in Eukaryota, Ciliophora, Oligohymenophorea, Peniculida, Parameciidae. The record is from the annotation of a GenBank genome assembly.
AUGAGAGAAAUAGUUCAUCUUACAGGAGGUCAAUGUGGUAAUUAGAUAGGUUCUAAAUUUUGGGAAAUCAUUUUAAAUGAACAUGGUUUUGAUUAAACAGGAACAUAUCAUGGAGACUCGGAUCUUUAGUUGGAGAGAAUUAAUGUGUAUUUCAGUGAAGUCUAAGGAUUAAGAUAUUCCCCAAGAGCUAUUUAUUUUGAUUUAGAAUCAGGUACUGAUAUUAAAUUAUUUCAUCUUAGGUUCUAUAGAUACAAUCAGAGCAGGACCAUUAGGAUAAAUCUUCAAACCUGACAACUUUAUCUUUAGUUAAACAGGAACUGGUAACAAUUGGGCAAAGGGUCAUUAUUCUGAAGGUGCUGAUUUGAUUGACUCAGUUUUAGAUGUAGUUAGAAAAGAAGCAGAAAAUUGUGAUAGUUUAUAAGGAUUUUAAAUGAUUCAUUCUUUAGGUGGAGGUACAGGAUCAGGAAUGGGAACAUUAUUGAUAUCAAAAGUAAAAGAAGAAUAUCCAGAUAGAAUAGUGGAAACAUUCUCCAUUAUACCUUCAUCAAAAGUGUCUGACACAGUAAUUGAAUCAUAUAAUGCCAUAUUAUCAAUUAAUUAAUUGAUUGAAAAUAUCAAUUAGUGCAUGAUUAUGGAUAAUGAAGCCUUACAUGAUAUUUGUAUCAACUCAUUGAAAUUGACUUAGCCUACUUAUGGUGAUUUAAAUCAUUUGGUCUCUGCUGCAAUGUCAGGAAUUACAUGUUCUCUAAGAUUUCCAAGUAAAUUGAAUUCUGACUUGAGAAAUUUUGCAGUUAAUUUGAUUCCAUUCCCAAGACUUCAUUUUUUAAUGAUUGGAAUCGCUCCACUUACAUCAAGAAAUUCUCAAUAAUACAGAUGUCUUACUAUUUCUGAAUUAAUUUAUUAAAUGUUUAAUAGUAAGAAUAUGAUGUGUGCUGUUGAUCCAAAUCAUGGAAAAUAUUUAACUGCAACAGCCAUAUUUAGAGGAAGAGGUUUAUUCAAUGGUGAAAUAGAAUAUAGGAUGCUCGAUUUUAUCAAUAAAAGUUCAUCAAAUUUUGUUGAAUGGAUUCCUAAUAAUAUCAAAUAUUCGAUUUGUGAUAUACCACCAAAUGGUUUUAAGUUAGCAGCAACAUUUUGUGGAAAUUCAACAUCUAUUUAAGAAAUAUUUAAGAGAGUCACUGAUUAAUUUACUGCUUUGUAUAGAAGAAAGGCAUUCUUACAUUGGUACACUAAUGAAGGUAAUUAUUAAUUUGUAAAUUAUUAUUUAAGGAAUGGAAGAAAUGGAAUUUUAUGAAGCAGAAUCUAACAUGAAUGAUUUAAUCUCUGAAUAUUAAUAAUAUUAAGAUGCUACAGAUGAAGAAGAAGGUGAUUAAUCAUUAUCUUGGUGA